Myotis brandtii (Brandt's bat) is the source of this 331-nucleotide messenger RNA. RefSeq names its product UDP-glucuronosyltransferase 2B31-like. Gene Ontology annotation, molecular function: UDP-glycosyltransferase activity. The transcript is spliced from 2 exons. The record is from RefSeq and is a predicted model, not a curated record. The annotation marks the transcript as partial. NCBI's taxonomy places the organism in Eukaryota, Metazoa, Chordata, Mammalia, Chiroptera, Vespertilionidae.
GUUCUAUGGAGAUUUGACGGCAAGAAACCAGAUACCUUAGGGCCAAAUACUCGGCUCUAUAAGUGGAUCCCCCAGAAUGACAUUCUUGGUCAUCCAAAAACCAAAGCCUUUAUAACUCAUGGUGGAACCAAUGGCAUCUAUGAAGCGAUCUAUCAUGGGAUCCCUGUGGUGGGCAUCCCUAUGUUUGCAGAUCAACCUGAUAACAUUGCUCGCAUGAAGACCAAGGGAGCAGCUAUCAGAAUGGACUUCAACACCAUGUCUAGUGCAGAUUUGCUCAAUGCAUUGAAAACAGUCAUUAAUGACCCAUCGUGAGUACCACAAUUUUAAUUGU